Heterobilharzia americana is the source of this 260-nucleotide messenger RNA. Lineage: Eukaryota; Metazoa; Platyhelminthes; Trematoda; Strigeidida; Schistosomatidae. The record is from the annotation of a GenBank genome assembly.
GUAAAUUUAUGAAAAUUAGUGAAACACCUAAAGUUUCCAGUUCUAUCUUCAAAUCUAUGAAACCAGUCUCCAGUCAUGGAAUUCAUUCGUCUACACCAAUUUCCAUCAAAACCAGUACAAUUUAUGAAAAUGACUCCUCACAGAAAUUAGUUCUUAUGCCUUUAAGUAGAUCAAGUGAGAAUGAUAAAGUUUCACCUGGUUCACGAGAAGAUUAUCAAUGUGGUAAGUUAAAAUAUGCAUUAAUUUUCUUAUUCCAGUAA